GGAAGAAAUCAAAUAAUUGAGCAGGUGUAAGAAACACGUGGCAGAAAAAAGUAUAAUUCUGUUUUAGCCUUUUCUCUUUAUAAAUCAAUCAUCUAAUCUGCUCGACUCUCGACAUACACUUGACCAGAGAGAGAGUGAAAAAAACAACCUGCAAAGAUUAAAAAUGGCGACUCUUAAGGUUUCUUCUUCGGUUCCUUCCCCAUCUGAAGAUGCUGAGCAGUUGAAAACCGCCUUUGAAGGAUGGGGUACCAACGAGGACUUGAUCAUAUCAAUCUUGGCUCACAGAAGCGCUGAACAGAGGACGCUGAUCAGGCAAACAUACCAUGAAGUCUUUGGAGAAGACCUUCUCAAGAGUCUUGACAAGGAACUCUCAAGCGACUUCGAGAGAGCAAUCUUGCUCUGGACUCUUGAGCCCGGGGAGCGUGAUGCCUUGUUGGCUAAUGAAGCUACCAAAAGAUGGACUUCAAGCAACCAAGUGCUUAUGGAAGUAGCUUGCACAAGGACCUCAACACAGCUGCUUCACGCCCGGCAAGCUUACCAUGCUCGUUUCAAGAAGUCUAUUGAAGAGGAUGUCGCUCACCACACCACCGGUGACUUCAGAAAGCUUUUGGUUUCUCUUGUCAGCUCAUACAGGUAUGAAGGAGACGAGGUGAACAUGACAUUGGCAAAGCAAGAAGCUAAGCUGAUCCAUGAGAGAAUCAAGGACAAGCACUACAGCGAUGAGGAGGUCAUUAGGAUUUUGUCCACAAGGAGCAAAGCGCAGAUCAAUGCUACUUUCAACCGCUACCAAGAUGAUCAUGGCGAGGAAAUCCUCAAGAGUCUUGAGGAAGGAUAUGGGGACGACAAGUUCCUCGAACUGUUGAGGUCAACGAUUCAGUGCUUGACAAGACCUGAGCUUUACUUUGUGGAUGUUCUUCGCUCAGCAAUCAACAAAAUCGGAACAAACGAAGGAGCUCUCACUAGAAUUGUAACAACAAGAGCUGAGAUUGAUUUGAAGGUCAUUGGAGAAGAGUAUCAGAGGAGGAACAGCAUUCCAUUGGAGAAAGCCAUUACCAAAGACACUCGUGGAGAUUACGAGAAGAUGCUCGUCGCACUUCUAGGUGAAGAUGAUGCUUAAAUCAAACAACCCUCCUCUCUUUGUCUCUCUUUUCUUGAAACCGUUUGAUGCUGUUCUUUAAAAACUUUGUUUGUUGUGUUUUGAGUUUCCAAAUAAUGCAAAAGCGAGAAAGAGAGGGAACAGUGUGGUACUCUUAAGUUAUACUAUAACAAAAGCAAUGGCUUUAAAAGCCAGGUUGCACGGAA
Messenger RNA from Brassica oleracea var. oleracea, 1302 nucleotides. Its product is annotated as annexin D1-like. Bases 164 to 1117 code for a protein of 317 amino acids. The transcript is spliced from 5 exons. NCBI's taxonomy places the organism in Eukaryota, Viridiplantae, Streptophyta, Magnoliopsida, Brassicales, Brassicaceae. The record is from RefSeq and is a predicted model, not a curated record. Gene Ontology annotation, cellular component: cytoplasm. Gene Ontology annotation, molecular function: calcium ion binding; calcium-dependent phospholipid binding.